Messenger RNA from Oncorhynchus nerka (sockeye salmon), 9783 nucleotides. RefSeq lists its product as uncharacterized. Gene Ontology annotation, cellular component: nucleus. Lineage: Eukaryota; Metazoa; Chordata; Actinopteri; Salmoniformes; Salmonidae. The transcript is spliced from 6 exons. The record is from RefSeq and is a predicted model, not a curated record. Gene Ontology annotation, biological process: regulation of transcription by RNA polymerase II. The coding region runs from base 2869 to 9225 and encodes 2118 amino acids. Gene Ontology annotation, molecular function: RNA polymerase II cis-regulatory region sequence-specific DNA binding; DNA-binding transcription factor activity, RNA polymerase II-specific.
CCCGCCCCUUUGUUUUGUUCUCAUCUGGAACGUGAACAGGCCGCUUGCGUUUGAACAGGUAGCUAGAAGACGACUGAAAACGAAGAAAGGAUUAUGUUUACAAUCCAACCGGUCUGAGAGAACAGAACACUACCACUCAACUCUCUCUGUUUCCCCCACGCUCUCCACCAGGUCUGAGAGAACAGAACACUACAACUCUCUGUUUCUCCACACUCUCCACCAGGUCUGCGUCACACCAAACGGCGGGUGUUAUUUACAUUUACAUUUAAGUCAUUUAGCGUUAUAAACACUGGGAAACUUCAACUGAUCCUCCUCAACACUUAAUGCCAGCCCAUGUAUCACUCCUUUGAAAGAUACCCUGCUCCACCAAAGCAAAUCGCAUGUCCCUAAUGGCGUGAUCUGAAGCGCCCGCUCCCCCUGGACUGAAGAAACACAGUAAAUAAUCACUUAUCCUAGUUACUCUCAGCACCUCUUCUCCACCCAACCUGACAGCACAUAUGGAUCUGCCCCACCCCACCCCAAAAAAUGCAAGGAUCCAUUUUUCUCCACAAAUCUCACUCCCACUGGGCCAGAAUCAUCCCUUUUCAUCUUCUUGACGAGGCCCGAACUCGCCGGUCCUCGCCACAGGAUAGCUUGUCGUAGCUGUUGGAUCCUUCCAAAUAAAAACUAGUAUAUGGGUCGCUGCAGCCCAAUAUGGUGACCGGAGUAUGGGGGAGUGGGUGUGUCGGAAGGAGUGGGCGUGUCGGAAGGAGUGAAGCAACAGUACAAUCAAAAAUAAACAAUCGUCAGUUUUAUAACUGAAAAUGUGUAAUUAUUUGUGUAAAACUAACAAUGAAAUACGACUGCCUCAUCCUCUGGCUUCAGAACAGAAGUCCAAUUUCUCGCGGUAUCUCAAUGUACGGUCGCUGCCUUUUAAGAAACCGAAGGGGAAGAAAGGGGAGCGAUUUCCACCCACCCCUUUCCACACACCCACCCUUUUCUACACGCCCACUCAUUAUACACGCCCACUACUUUCCUUUUGACACGCCCACUCAUUAUACACGCCCACUACUUUCCUUUUGACACGCCCACUCAUUAUACACGCCCACUACUUUCCUUUUGACACGCCCACUCAUUAUACACGCCCACUACUUUCCUUUUGACACGCCCACUCAUUAUACACGCCCACUACUUUCCUUUCGACACGCCCACUACUUUCCUUUUCGACAGGCCCACUACUUUCCUUUUCGACACGCCCACUCAUUAUACACGCCCACUACUUUCCUUUUCGACACGCCCACUCAUUAUACACGCCCACUACUUUCCUUUUCGACAGGCCCACUACUUUCCUUUCAACACACCCACUCAUUAUACACACCCACUACUUUCCUUUCAACACACCCACUCAUUAUACACACCCACUACUUUCCUUUCGACACGCCCACUCAUUAUACACACCCACUACUUUCCUUUCGACACGCCCACUACUUUCCUUUUCGACACACCCACUACUUUCCUUUCGACACGCCCACUCAUUAUACACGCCCACUACUUUCCUUUCGACACGCCCACUCAUUAUACACACCCACUACUUUCCUUUCGACACGCCCACUCAUUAUACACGCCCACUACUUUCCUUUAAACUGAUGGGCGAGUCACGACAUACAGUACCAGUCAACAGUUUGGACACCUACUCAUUCCAGGGUUUUUCUUUAUUUUACUUUUUUCUACAUUGUAGAAUAAUAGUGACGACAUCAAAACUAUGAAGUAACACAUAUGGGAUCAUGUAGUAACCAUAAAGUGUUAAACAAAUCUAAAUAUAUUUUAUAUUUGAGAUUCUUCAAAGUAGCCUUAACAUUCUCUCAACCAGCUUCAUGAGGAAUGCUUUUCCAACAGUCUUAAAGAAGUUGCCCCAUAUGCUGAGCACUUGUUGGCUGCUUUUCCUUCACUCUGCGGUCCAACUCAUCCCAAACCAUCUCAAUUGGGUUGAGGUCAGGUGGUUGGUGGUUGAGGUCAGGUGAUUGUUUGUAAACAAAAUAAAUGUAAACAAACACUGUAUAGUCUCAAAAUAUAGUUACAACUGUGUAAUUUAGAUUUCAUGGAUGGUCAGUCCUUGCAUCUAUAGCUCUGUCAAUGAAUUUGAGAGUGGUUAGAUUUCUCCUGCCCCAUCCCACCGCUUUUUAUCAAAACAGGGUCGGGGAUGACGCUUUGUUAUUAUUUUAACUGCUGAUCGGUGCUUUAAGUAAAAAAAUGUAAGAUUGACAAUCUAAUGUAGAAAAUGUUUUGAUUUGACAGACUCCGCAAAACUGAGUGCCGCUACACAUCUACAUAGAUGGUCAAAACUGUUGUUUCUUUUCUCUCACCAUGUUCUCCUGUUUCCACAGGGGACCUCACAAGGAGAUUCCACAGGGGACCUCACAAGGAGAUUCCACAGGUGACCUCACAAGGAGAUUCCACAGGGGACCUCACAAGGAGAUUCCACAGGGGACCUCACAAGGAGAUUCCACAGGGGACCUCACAAGGAGAUUCCACAGGGGACCUCACAAGGAGAUUCCACAGGGGACCUCACAAGGAGAUUCCACAGGGACCUCACAAGGAGAUUCCACUGCUCUGGUGACAGGAAGAAGAUCUGGUGUUAUGACAACUCCAGAUAUGAGUUCUCUAUUUUUUACUUAACCAACAAUGCAGUUUUAAGAACAAUGAUUGUCAAGGGCUUGUAAGUAAGCAUUUCACUGUAAGGUCUCAACACAUGUUGUAUUUGGCGCAUGUGAAAAAUUAACAUUUGAUUUGACACAAGAGAGAGACACCUCACACUUGUUGCAGCUCCAUUCAAUAACCAGUUGUUAUUGCUCCUUUUACCAAGAAACAUUCAAACUCUGCAGGGACAAAAUGAAUCAAGAGGAGGGAGUGUUGAUGGAUGAAAUUGAAAAGAGUUUAUGGAAUUUGACUGAGGACAAUUUACGUUACCUGUGUGAACAUCAUGGACAUGAUGCAUCCGAAGUUAAAGGAAUCGAUCACCGUUCGUUGCGGCGUAAAAUCAUGGAGGAAAUGUGGGACAAUACGGAUUCAAUGAAAUCAGAGGAGCAGGGAACGUCUUGGUUACUUCAACUGAAAGAGGACAUCAGGAGGAUGCUGGAGGAUGCUAGCAGUGCACCCUCGAGUCCCCUCCAGGCUGAGGAUGCUAGCAGUGCACCCUCGAGUCCCCUCCAGGCUGAGGAUGCUAGCAGUGCACCCUCGAGUCCCCUCCAGGCUGAGGAUGCUAGCAGUGCACCCUCGAGUCCCCUCCAGGCUGAGGAUGCUAGCAGUGCACCCUCGAGUCCCCUCCAGGCUAUGGAUGCUGUAGACUGUGAUGAAGAGUGGAGCGGAGAGGGAGUGGCUGGGUUACCUAGCGACGGGUUGGAGGCGGAGUCCAUGAGUCCCACACAAUCCAACGACGCUGCAGACUGCGACGUGGAGGACAAGGAUUGGUUACCUAGCAACAGACUGGAGGCGGAGUUUUCUCCAGAAAGGCACACACUAGAGCAAAGAGUGAGAGGCGACACGUCUCUCCCGCCCCCCUCCACUCUCCUGAAGACCCUGUGUCGUGCCACUCCGGGUACCGCCUUAAUUUGGGGUCUGAAGAGGGUGUCUGUGCAGCUGAUGGACUGCAGGAAAACACCAGGGCAGAAAACACACAAGAAAACCCACUCCUGUCCUCAAGGCGGGAAGAGUUUUGCCACAAAAGAUAUUCUGGAGCGACAUCUGCUAACUCACACUGGAGAGAAACAGAAAAAUAUAUGCGCUGAAUGUGGAAAAGUAUUCAGUACAUUUUCCAGCCUUACCAGGCAUCUGAAAACUCAUACUGGAGAGAAAUGUCAUGUUUCUGAAACCACAUGCUCUGAAUGCGGAAAGACAUUCAGUACACAUUCCAGUCUUAGGAGACAUCUGCUAACUCACACUGGAGAGAAACCGUACGUUUGUCCUCGUGGGAAGAAUUUCAAUGAUCCAGGCAACUUAAAGAAACACAUCUUUAGAACUCACUCAGGAGAACAUUUUGAAGAGGAACCUUCCGAAAACAAUGUUGGUUCCUCAGAACAUGAUGGGGCCGUGAAGAAACAAGUCCUUCAUCCAUGUGCUCACUGUGGUAAGAAGUUGUCAACCAAGACAAGACUAAAGAUUCACCUGAAGACCCACACUGGAGAGAAACCUCACGUCUGCCCCGACUGCGGGAAGAGCUUUGCUUUCCGUCCCUCCUUGACCAAACAUCAGAAACUUUGUCAUUCAGAGCACGGAGGAGUGAAACGGCACGAAUGUUCAGUGUGUGGGAAAGUCUUUAAUCAACCAGGAGCCUUGAGGUCCCAUCAAAGAACCCACACUGGAGAGAAACCCCACCUCUGCUCCGACUGUGGGAAGCGUUUCUGUUUUCGUUCGUCUCUGAGAAGACAUCAGGUACUCCACGCAGGAGACAGUGCGAAGCCCCACGUGUGCUCUGUCUGUGGCAAAGGCUUCAGAGAUUCUGGAUACUUAAAAAAACAUCAAUCCAUUCAUUCAGGAGAGAAACCUCACCUCUGCUCCAAUUGCGGAAAAACUUUCACGUCCUUCCUUAGCUUAACAAAUCAUUCCAAAUCACAUCGUCUAGAUGGAAACCAAUUCCAAUGCCCUGAAUGUAAGCGCCAUUUCCCAACAAAGGAAAGGCUGACAAGCCACCGGAGGACGCAUACUGGUGAAAAACCGUUCUGCUGCUCCCAAUGCCACAAGCGCUUCUCUCAUUCAAAUAGUUAUCAAAGGCACCUUCGUAUGCACUCCGGUGAAAAACCCUUUGUGUGUCCUCUCUGUGGGAAGCGAUUUAAUGACUCUUCGAACCUUAGAACACAUGUUAGAAGACAUAAAGGAGAAAAGGUAGGAAAGACACAGGUCUCUGAGCCAUGCCCUCACUGUGGGAAGAGGCUGGCUUCUAAGGCAGGGUUAGAGACCCACCUGCGGAUCCACACUGGAGAGAAACCUCACCUCUGUGCCAUCUGCGGCAAGCGAUUUACCUUCCUCUCCGCCUUGAGAAGACAUCAGAAAACGCAGCACAGAGAGCAAGUAGCGAAGCCGCACGUCUGUUCUGUCUGUGGGAAAGGCUUCGUGGAGUCUGGAGCGCUGAAGAAACAUGUGGUGACCCACGAGGAGAAACAGCACCUUUGCUCCGAUUGCGGGAAGAGUUUUAGGGUGCUUCAGGCCUUGUCGAUUCAUCAGAGAACCAAGCAUCAGAAAACAAAUGAGCAAGUAAGAGAAAACAAUUCAUACCUCUGUCUUACUUGCGGCCAGGAAUUCAAUUCGAAGCAUAGAUUGGUAAUCCACGAGAGAAAGCACACAGGAGAGAAACCUUACCAAUGCUCUCUGUGUGGCAGGUGCUUCGCUGAUAAGACUAACAUGAGACGUCACCAGACAGUGCACACAGGAGAGAAACCAUUCCAAUGCUCCGUCUGUGACAUGAAGUUCUCUCAAGUCGCCUCUUUAAUACGGCACCGGCUAAUACACUCGGGUCACAAACCGCACCACUGCACUUACUGUGACAAGAGUUUCUCUCAGUCGAACACGCUGAAAACGCACAUACUAACCCACACCGGAGAGAAACCGUACCAGUGCCCCGACUGUGGGAAGGGUUUCACUGAAAAGAAAGCCAUUAAGAAACACCAACACGACACACACGGGACAGGAGCACACAGCAACACACUCAAAAUGAUACUGAGUCCCCCCUCCUUGUGUAACUAUUCUAACUCUCAUACAGUUUAUUUAUUAUUGCUGUUUUGUUUUUUUACCAAGAAACAUUCUAACUCGACAGACAAUAUGAGUCAAAAGAAGGGAACAUUGAUGGAUGAAAUCGAAAAGAGUUUAUGGAAUUUAACUGAGGACAAUUUACGCUCCCUUUGUGAACGUUAUGGCCAAGAUGCAUCCGAAGUUAAAGGAAUGGAUCACCGCUCGUUGCGGCGUAAAAUCAUGGAGGAAAUGUGGGACAAUACGGAUUCAAUGAAAUCAGAGGAGCAGGGAACAUCUUGGUUAGUUCAACUGAAAGAGGACAUCAGGAGGAUACAGGAGGAGGGUAGUGGUGCACCCGUGAGUCCCAGCAAAGCCGAUGAAGGAGGGGCUGGGUUACCUAGCAACAGGUUGGAGGUGAGUCCCAGCCAAUCGGAUGAAGAUGAUCCUGUAGACUGCGAUGAAGAAUGGAAUGGAGAGGGAGGGGCUGGGUUACCUAGCAACAGGUUGGAGGUGGAACCCAUGAGUCCCAGCAAAGCCGAUGAAGAUGAUGAUCCUGUAGAUUGCGAUGAAGAAUGGAACGGAGAGGGAGGGGCUGGGUUACCUAGCAACAGGUUGGAGGUGGAACCCAUGAGUCCCAGCCAAUCGGAUGAUGAUAAUGACGCUGCAGACUGUGACGCAGGGGACACGGAUUGGUUGCCUAGCAAUGGGCUGGAGGCAGAGUCCACGAGUCCCAGCCAGUCCGGUGAUUGUGAUGCUGCAGACUGCGAUGAAGAAUUGGACAGGGAGGUCAGGGAUGGGCUGGAGGUGGAGUUAUCUCCAGAGAAGCAUACACCAGAGCAGAAGGACAAGCGUCGCCCACCGAAGACCCUGUGUCGUGCCUCUCCCGGUACCGCCUUAAUUUGGGGUCUGAAGAGGGUGUCUGUGCAGCUGGUGGACUGCAGGAAAACACCAGGGCAGAAAACCCACUCCUGUCCUCAGUGUGGGAACAGUCUUGCCACAAAAGAUAUUCUGGAGCGACAUCUGCUAACUCACACUGGAGAGAAACAGAAAAAUAUAUGCGCUGAAUGUGGAAAAGUAUUCAGUACAUUUUCCAGCCUUACCAGGCAUCUGAAAACUCAUACUGGAGAGAAAUGUCAUGUUUCUGAAACCACAUGCUCUGAAUGCGGAAAGACAUUCAGUACACAUUCCAGUCUUAGGAGACAUUUGCUAACUCACACUGGAGAGAAACCGUAUGUUUGCCCUCGUUGUAAGAAAGGUUUCAAUGAUCCAGGAAACUUGAAGAAACACAUCAGGAGAGCUCACCCAGGAGAGAAGUUGGGUGUGGAGAGGCUCUACCGUGAACCGUGUCCUCACUGUGGGGAGAAGUUUCCCACAAAGAAGGCUUUGGAGGAGCACCUGGUAACCCACACAGGAGAGAAACCUCACCAGUGCUCUGACUGCGGGAAGGGAUUCAAGGAAUUGUCUAGUCUUAAGAGGCAUCUGAGAACUCAUACUGGGGAGAAACCAUACAUUUGCCCUCGUUGUGGCAAGCCUUUUAAUGAUCCAGGAAACUUGAAGAAACACAUGAAAAGAACUCACUCCGGAGAACAUUCCAAAGAGAAACCUUCCGAAAACAAUGUUGGUUCUUCAGAACAGGAGGAGACCGUAAAGAAGCCAGUCCUUCAUCCAUGUGCUCACUGUGGGAAGAAGUUGUCAACCAAGACAAGACUAAAGAUUCACCUGAAGACCCACACUGUAGAGAAAUCUCACAUCUGCCCCGACUGCGGGAAGAGCUUUGCUUUCCGUCCCUCCUUGACCAAACAUCAGAAACUUAGUCAUUCAGAGCACGGAGGAGUGAAACGGCACGAAUGUUCAGUCUGUGGGAAAGUCUUUAAUCAACCAGGAGCCUUGAGGUCUCAUCAAAGAACCCACACUGGAGAGAAACCUCACCUCUGUGCUGACUGUGGGAAGAGUUUCUCUUUUCAGUCGUCUCUGAAAAGACAUCAGGCACUUCACGCAGCAGGUAGUGCGAAGCCCCACAUGUGCUCUGUCUGUGGGAAAGGCUUUAGAGAUUCUGGAUACUUAAUAAAACACCAAGCCAUCCAUUCGGAAGAGAAACCUCACCUCUGUUCUGAUUGUGGAAAGACUUUUGCAUCCUUAUUUACCUUAACGAAUCAUUCCAAAUUGCAUCGUUUAAACAGAGACCAAUUCCAAUGCCCUGAAUGCAAGCGCCAUUUCCCAACAAAGGAAAGGCUGACAAGCCACCAGAGAACGCAUACUGGGGAGAAACCAUUUCGCUGCUCCCAAUGCCACAAACGCUUCUCUCACUCAAGUAGUUAUCAAAGGCACCUUCGUAUGCACACUGGGGAGAAACCCUUCAUUUGCCCCCUUUGCGGGAAGCAAUUUAACGACUCUUCGAAUCUUAGAACACAUGUUAGAAGACAUAAAGGAGAGAAGGUAGGCAAGACACAGGUCUCUGAGCCAUGCCCUCAAUGUGGGAAGAGGCUGGCUUCUAAGGCAGGGUUAGAGACUCACCUGCGGACCCACACUGGAGAGAAACCUCACCUCUGCGCCGACUGCGGCAAGAGCUUCGGCUUCCACUCAGCUUUGAGAAGACAUCAGAAAACGCAGCACGGAGAGCAAGUAGCGAAGCCGCACGUCUGCUCUGUCUGUGGAAAAGGUUUCAUGGAAUCUGGAGCGCUGAAGAAACAUGUGGUGACCCACGAGGAGAAACAGCACCUCUGCCCCGACUGCGGGAAGACCUUCAGGGUGGUUCAGGCCUUGUCAAAUCAUCAGAGAACCAAGCAUCAAAAAACGAACAAGGAAGUAAGAGAGAAGAAUCCGUUCCUGUGCCUUACUUGCGGCCAGGAAUUCAAUUCAAAGCAUAGAUUGGUAAUCCAUGAGCGAAAGCACACAGGAGAGAAGCCUUACCAAUGCUCCCAUUGCGACAAAUGCUUCACUGAGAAGUCAUACAUGAAACGUCACCAGACGGUGCACACGGGAGAUAAACCUUUCCAAUGCUCCGUCUGCGACAUGAAGUUUUCGCAUGGUGCAUCUUUAAUACGGCACCGCCUAAUACACUCAGGUGAGAAACCGUACCACUGCACUUACUGCGACAAGAGUUUCUCUCAGUCAAAUACGCUGAAAACACACAUACUAACGCACACCGGAGAGAAACCGUACCAGUGCCCCGACUGCGGGAAGCGUUUCACUGAAAAGAAAGCCAUGAAGAAACACCAGCGCAACACACACGGAACAGAGAUACACAGCAACACACACGGGUCAGGGGCACACAACUCUGCUUUCUCUUUGCCUGGUAAAAAACAGAGAUUGAGUCAAGACCGGAGCCCUCGAGCAAAGCCGUACCAAUGCCCUGACUGUGGCAAGUGUUUCUCAGAGAAAAGAGCUCUUACGAAACACCAGAAGACACACCGGAGAGACAGCGCCCCCUAUUGGUCCGGUAUACUGCAGCGAUGGAGUCAAGACCCGCAACACUCUAAUACUGACUCAGACUCUGACCAAGACCAAGACUGGACCUCUUUAUAAAGACUCAGACCAAGACUGGAGAGACUCAGACCUCCUUAUAAAGACUCAGACCAAGACUGGACCUCUUUAUAAAGACUCAGACCAAGACCUCUUUAUAAAGACUCAGACCAAGACUGGACCUCUUUAUAAAGACUCAGACCAAGACUGGACCUCUUUAUAAAGACUCAGACCAAGACUGGACCUCUUUAUAAAGACUCAGACCAAGACAGGACCUCUUUUUAAAGACUCAGACCAAGACAGGACCUCUUUUUAAAGACUCAGACCAAGACUGGACCUCUUUUUAAAGACUCAGACCAAGACAGGAGAGACUCAGACCAAGACUGGACCUCUUUUUAAAGACUCAGACCAAGACAGGAGACUCAGAUCUCUUUAUAAAGACUCAGACAGGGCCUCAGUAUUGACCCCCAGUCAGAUGAGCCCAGGACCUCGUUUAAACAGGGCAGAUAGGAUUGUGUUGUCUUGUUUUGGCCAGCAGUUCUUCAGGCUUUUCCCCUUCUUCACACUAUGUCAACCUUCAGUAUGUGAAUUCUGCUUUAAUUAAAGCAAUUUUGUUUCGUU